ACGACCUUAUUAAUUAUUAAACUCACACGUACCGUAAAGUUAUCGGAUGCUCGAGUACAUGGACAAAGAUGAAAAGACGAACGAGGUCAGUGAGGAAGCUGAAAGUGAUAUUGGAGUAGAGACAGAUAUUUUACAGUACACAAGUUCCUCAAAACUACCAUAUGAAAAUAAUAACAAUUGUCCAAAAAUCACAGGAUCAAAGCCACGUAGUAAGUCUAAAGAAAUCAAUAAAGCUGGAGAUUACCUUAUUGAAAUAAAUGGAAACGUUUUAAGCGUGUUCGGCCAUGGGGCAUUGAAAUUUAUUGACCGUCCUUGGAAUCCAUUAAAAGCAAGAGAUGUUACAACUGUUAAAUUCAGUUCUUUAGAUUUUAAUUUUAUUUCAGCUGUUUUGAACAGAGUCAAACACAGAUUUCUGAAUGCAGAGCAUUUCCAUUUCUCAGACACAAACAUUUACUGCCUGGGUCAAUUAAAUGCGCUGGCAGAUAUUCAAGGACUCACGUCUUUAACAAUAGAACCAAAAGGGAAUCCUGUAACAAAAAAAAAUUGGAGAAGCUAUGCCAUAUACAGGCUUUCCCAUUGGGGUCUCAAGACAAUCAACAACCAACAGAUCACACCGGUAGAACUAACUUCAAGUGAUCUCGAAUUUAGAGGACUCAGUAAUAUCGUCAUAUCUUGCCUUCCUGACAAUCUUCUUGAACCACUUUUGGAACGUCUACAAUUAAAUCAGACCAUAACAAGACCUAGAGAAUGGUUGGAUUUAGCCGAACCUUCAAUUCGAACCGUUGUCGCCAAAGAAGCCCUGCAGUGGAGAAAGACAAAACAAGAAUACUCAUCUUGGAGGGAGAAAGGACGAAUUCAUCUGCAAAAAAUAAUCUCUUCAACUUUAACGACUGUAUUAAAACUGAAGCAGCUUAAUGUUGAAUGGUCAUCGAUUCUCAGGGAAAUAGUGCGUGACACGCUUGUUGACUACUCACACUUUGAUUCUUAUAUGAAACAAUGCAUUUCUCAGAUAAAAGCAUAAAACAAAAAGUCCUAUUUCACAUCUGUUCAAAAAGAAAAAAAAGCUUGUUAUAACAACAAUUGAAUGUAUAAACCAUAUAACAACCAUACAGUUACAUUACAUUACAACAGCUGUACAGUUGAAAAGUGUGUAUGUAAAUUAACUUACUAAAUAUGUACAUUUGAAAAUUUAUACACUAGUGUAAAAUUAGAAAUAAUCUAUCUAUAGAAGAAGAAAGGUAAAAUGUUUAGCUAAAUUUUUCAUUGCCCAACAAGUCAGGUUGAACAUUUUAUGAUUAAUUAUGUUUAAGUCCACAUCACAAUAGUAAAAUUAAAAUAUAAGGUGCGGUGCCCACUGAAGGAUACAUGAUACGACAAGUGAUGCAUAAGCAAUUCGACACCUUAUCACUACUUAUAAUUCUUGCCUAAGUAACUAAACCAGUACACACCAGUGCGAUUGCGAUGCAACGCUGAUAAUUAUCGGUGUCGUAUCCGCUGGGGCGACACAGCUUGUCAAUCACUUCAGGCCAUAGAAUGGUGCAACUCGUCAGUGAAUCAUGUCAACACAACAGGAGAACAUCUCUGAUGCUAUUUCUUUUGACAAAAUAGUUGAACAGAACCCAUGAUUAUGGAACUAUUUUUGAAAAGUUAUUCAAGAACUAAUUUAACAAGCGUAGCAUGGAAGAAAAUAGCAGAAACGCUGAAGCUGAAAAAUUAUUAAUAUCACGUUGGUGUACCUCCAAUAUUUUCUCUCUUUUUAUUUCCAUUGACUUCAAUAUCUGUAAGUAAUAAUGACAUCCUCCUCUAAAGAGCUCAUGAUUACAAUUGCGUAUAAAGGUACUACUAUCAUUCAUCAGAUCAACAUAAUAACAAUGGACGAGAGUCCGUCUGUUUACAUUUACAUACACAAAUAUAUAAUGUUAAUAGUACUUUAAAGCAAUAAUGGAAUAAGAGUAAAAAUCAUCGCUAUUGUCUCCAUUUAAAAUGGCUAAACAGUGGUCAUGUGACAAAGAUCUCUGGAUGUAAUAAAUUAAACAAAAUUCUGCCAGGAUAGUACAUUCGCUUACAAAAUGCAGUUUCAUUGACACUGUAGUUGCAGUAAUUUUAAUUUUGUCUCCAAGGUUAAUAAUGGAAGUUUUAUCAAUUCUGUUCUUAAUUUAAAAUAAGCUAGCCUUAUUUAUACCAAAAUGAUGAUAUCUAGAUCAUGAAGUAAGUGUAGUGCUGGUGGAAUCUUGCUGAGGAUACACUAGGCCAAUAAUCUGUCCCAUUCCCUCAACCUAAAUUUCUCCAAAAAUGCUACAGAGAUGCCACUAAUACAUUCGGCAUUGAACCUAUUUAAAUCCAUGGGGUCCCACCUUAACCCAACCAGUCUUCAACCUCACACUUUUAUGAGUAAUUAAAUUUGCCAGCUUGCUAUGAUCAUUGAAUGUUUUGGCAAUAAAGGUGGAAUGUAAUUUAAAAUGUAACGUAAAAAGAAAUAAACUUGAAGUAUUAGUUUCUAAAUAAAUUGCAUAAUUGAGCGUAUUGUUGAUAUGAGAUAAUUUCUUUUAACAACGAACCGUUGAAAUUUUUCUAAAUCUAUAUAUUCUCUAUACCCCCAAAUUUGCACUGCGUAGGAAGCCAUUGAUCGUGCAACCAUCUUCCACAGAACACAAAUUUUUUUGAAAAUUCUUUUCCCAAAGUUCUAAUAAAGCCUUGUUGGGCUAGUUUUAUUUUUUACAUCAAAUGUAUUGUUAAAUUUAACUGUGAUGUCAAUGAGACUCCCAAAUAUUUAUGUUUCAACUAUUUCUAAAAUUUCAUUUUUAAAUUUCCAUCUUUCGUUUAGUCAUAAUAUAUCUUUAUUGUUUAGCAGUAUUACCUUUAAGUUUCCAGCAGUCCCAAUAAAUUUCUAAAUCUUCUAUCUUGUUUUGUAACACUAAAGUAGUGUCUGCCAUAACACCCCACCGUCAGCAUACCAGUUUAAUGUAAGAAGGUAUGUAUUGUAUCUCUUGGCACUUUGCUCCAGUGGGCACAAGGUUGUGCCGACAAAAGUCAUAUCAGGCAAUGAAAGAUGGUUUCAUGGUACAUAUCCUACCGUGUUUAAGAAUAACGCUUAUUUUAUGCUGAUUUAUAUAAGCUCAACUCUGUACAUACACCUUUAGCCUAUUACUUCUCGUAGUCCACCGGCAAUUCCUGCUUUUGUAAUUUACAAUAAAUUACCGGCAGGCCUCAAGAAUCGCCCGGUAUUGGCAAUCAAGCCAGAUCUUGGUCUUAUUCGUCCAGCCACCGGGUGCUAGCUAUCAACAGCUAGGUCAUUUCUGCAUCCAAUGCAAACAAUCUCAAUCCAACCCCAUUCACUCUCUUAAAUACAUUCUUUCUUCAUUCACUCAUUUAUAAUAGUGGACUCCUUGAUUUUUCUCCUUCACCCUUUUCACCCAUUUUCACACCACCCAGAACAAGAGCACAAGGAUAACAUUGACAGAGAACCAGUCACAGACAGCAGUUACCCAGUAACUGAGGGAGUAAGUGCAGACAAGGUAGUAAAUUUGAGCAUCACAACUGGAUGAGGUUAAUUUAAUACAAAAAUUGCAAAACAAUUAUAUUUAUUAAACCAUAACAAGAAUAUCACAGAUAUUUAAACACAUUUUAUUAUAUCAUUUAUGAUAUAUAAACUAAUUCUAGACAAAAUAAUAAUUAUAGAUUUAUUCCAGUCUUUCAAAUUUUAGUUCAUUUACCUCUUUUAUUUGAAACAUGCUAGGUACUGUUUUUUCUUUAGAAACAUAAUCAACAUGCUCAGUACAUAAAUUGUAUGUAUAAAAAAUGGCACAUUGUUAUAUUAAACAAUUUUUAUUUUUGAAACCUGUGGUACUUUACUCGGAUCAAUUUAUUGCAUCAUAUGGGAUGCGAGUCAAAUUUUUUUUUCUCCAUCAACCCGUACUGCUUUUUUCUUUAAUUGACUAGUAAUUUUAUAAAAUGACCAAAACAACAUUAAAAAUGUAAACAAAUAUUAUACAUAUUAACAAAAAUACAUAUGUCAUCCAUGUGUAGUAGCUCACUGAAGAAUAAGUACGUUAUGCUAUAGAGGUGGUAAAAGAAUACAAAUAUUUAAGAGUAAUAUUUACCCCUCAACUUUCUUGGUAGAAACAUUUAUCAAGGAAGAUGUCAGCAGUGGAACUAGCUAUUAACAGAAUCUGGUCCACUAUUAUUGCGCAAGAAUAUGUCGCUAUUAAAGCAAAAUCUUCUCUUUCAUAACAAAAGCGAUGCUUUCCUCGGGCGCUAGGUUUUCAAGUAUCACAGCACUGGAAAUAAUUAAGUCUAAUUCCCAUUGGUUUGCUCAUUGGAAAUUUUUAUUUAAUAAAUACAAUCUAGACUUCCCAUUGACCCUUGAGAACAUCAGUAGUUGGCAGGUUCAUUUUUCGACUCCUCUCCAAGAUCCCAGCAUCGGGAACAUUGUUUAUUACGGGUUCAAACAUCUACACACCUGUCUCUCUACAAGGAAUUAGAAGUUUCACCCAUGUUUGAUUUCCUAAUUUUGACGGUCUUUCCUUGUGUGAACUAAGAUGGGCAUUUAAGCUGAGAUGUGAGGUUUUACAUGUAAAUUCAGCUGUGUGGAAUAGGGGUAACUUGGGUAUA
This is a messenger RNA of Cimex lectularius (bed bug), 4611 nucleotides long. RefSeq names its product leucine-rich repeat-containing protein 49. The record is from RefSeq and is a predicted model, not a curated record. The coding region runs from base 47 to 1021 and encodes 324 amino acids. The transcript is spliced from 5 exons. NCBI's taxonomy places the organism in Eukaryota, Metazoa, Arthropoda, Insecta, Hemiptera, Cimicidae.